CCUCCACCCCACCCCACGCCACCCCCGGGACUCUGCCACCACACCGCGGGCUCCGGGAGAGGAACGGAGCAGCUCGCGCGUGACCGGCCCUGGAGACGCGCUCUCGCCCUUGCUGAGGCUCACGGGAGACGUAGUCCGCGCGGAGGUGGGGGGCCGUGCCUGUGGGGCCGCUGCAGGAUUGGCCGGAGCGGUAGGGUAACGCGCAAGGCGGGGCGUCCUGUGAGUGGCGGUGGGUGCGCGGGGUCGCGUCCCUUCCCGGAAGUGCCCCGAGCCCCUGGGACGCCCGGAGGCGUCAGAGGCGAGCGCACUGCCGACUGGGCCGGCGCAGCUUCUCACGCUCCCCCACCCCAGCUCCAAGAGCGCCCCCCACCCCCAGCCUUGGAACCCAAAACACCGGGCCCCUUCCUCCCGAAAGACCCUUGCCUUUGCUGUGUCAGAGACUGACAACCCCCAACUCUAAGGUUCCGGACAGGACAGGUGGCCCAGGAGAACCGGUUUCAACCCAGAACCUCUUAAGCACUGGGACACGGGUUCCAGUUUCUGACUCCACCCAAUCCACGGCUGUUUGGUCUGGCUUUUGCUUGGGAGUUUCAUGGGCGUAGACUCAGGCAGUGGGAGGCAUCCACAGUUAAUGCUUUUUUGUCACUGAGCAGUGUCACCAAGCUCAUAUAGGUUCCUGCGAGUGCACCCAGGCUUUCAGCUCUAUCCCGGGUGAUGUACCGGGACCCCAGAGCCAGCUGUCAGAUAGCACAACACGAUCUGCCUUCUGACUGAAGCCUCCAGGGCUCCGGGUCACCGUGAAUGAUGGCGCUACCUGUGCCCUCCUGAUCCUUUGUCUGCUGGGGGAGCCACAGGAGUCCUCUGCCGUACCCAAACGUUCCAGCCAGCCAUUUGCAGUUUCCUAGAAGGUCACUGGACACCUUCCACCCAGGCACUUAUCAUCAAGGAAUCUUCCAGGUCCGUCUUGACGGCUCCAAAAGGGCCCUUCAAAAACGAGAAUGUCUUCUCCUCUGGGUCCCCCACAUCUUGCCCUCCGGGACUCCGAGACCACCAUUGAGGAGCCUGAGGCUGCACGACUCAGGUUCCGGGGUUUCUGCUAUGAGGAGGUAGAGGGGCCCCGAGAGGCCCUGUCCCGCCUUCGAGAAUUGUGUCACCAAUGGCUACAGCCUGAGUCCUGCUCCAAAGAGCAGAUGGUAGAGUUGCUGGUUUUGGAGCAGUUCCUUGGUGUGUUGCCCCCUGAGAUCCAGGCCUGGGUGCGAGGGCAGCGACCAGGAAACCCCGAGGAGGCUGCAGCCCUGGUUGAGGGGCUGCAGCAUGAUCCCGGGCAGCUGCUGGGCUGGAUCACAGCCCACAUCCUGAAGCCAAAGAUGCUUCUCACAACCCAGCAGACACAGGAAUCUUCAGGGAGCCACCAUGUCUCGGUAGCAACAGAGUCCUCCGAGGCAGGCCCUUCCGAGGCACCACAGGAUUCUGGGAUAGACGGAUCUACCCAGAUCAGUUGCAGCAUAAAGGAGGAAGACAGCGGUGAUGGACAGGAGACGGGGUCCCCAAACCCCUUCCUUCCAUCCCAGGCCCCUGAGGGACAUGUUGGACACCAGGAACCAGCCUCCACAUCCUCCCAGCCAGGAAGGACCCAGAAGGAGUGGGGCCCGUUGGACUCAUCCCAAAAAGAGCUGUACUGGGGCGUGAUGGUGGAGAAGUGCGGCACUGUGGUGUCCCAGGCAAGCCUGCCGCCGCUAGAGCCAGACAGACAUGUUGAGUCUGAGCUGAGGCCAAAGCAGGAGACCCCACAUGCAGGACCGGAGUCCCUCGGGGGCCUUCUCCCAGAAGUGGGAGCCGUUGCAGGUCCAGGGCUAGUUCAAGCCUGCACAUCCUCUCCAAGUGAGAGCCGGAGCCUUUGCAAGGACCCUUCAGGCCUGUCUCCCACCGCACUGCUUGAAGCCCCCGCCAGGCCUACACCUCGGAAGCUGUACACUUGUCAGCAGUGUGGCCGCAGCUUCGACUGGAAGUCCGUUUUCAUCAUCCACCAUCGCACGCACCUGGGUGAGCCAGGCCAGGAAAGGCCACCCCAGGUAUCCCGGGAGCCGGCCCUCCGGCACUCCACUGGCCUCCGGGCCUAUGUGUGCGUGGAGUGUGGGCGCAGCUUCAGCUGGAAGUCACAGCUGGUCAUCCACCGCAAGAGCCACGUAGGCCAGCGGCGCCACUUCUGCGGGGACUGUGGGUGCAGCUUUGACUGGAAGUUUCAGCUGGUCAUUCAUAGGAAGACCCACCAGCCAGAGGGCCCAUGAGCAGCUGGAGAAGGCUGUCUCGCCUUGGGAGCCUCCAACCCCUAAUUUAGCACUUCAGGCGUCCCCUCCGGCCAAGAGGAGGCUCUGGCGGCACCCCCAAGUGACUCAGGGACCCCAUGAAGAUUCCCCUGUCCAACGCCGUGUCUCCCGGCGUAAGCGGAAGAGGCUGGACUGUACUAAUCCAUGGCUGGGGUCCCACGUGUGCCAGGGGAGGGUGCUCCCUGCUUCGGGGUGCUCAGAAAUUGCCUUAGGUCCCUCCUUGCAGUGGCUGAGCAAGAAGUCUUGUGGAAGGUACAGGGAACCGCAAGCUGCCUUCCCAUGCUCUUGCAUGUGACCCUCAACUAACAUGCUUAAUUUGUUACCUAACGUAUAUAGCUGGGGUUUCCGAGGAAGAAUUCUGACUUCUGGCUUCCACUGAUCAAAACGGCGGGCAGCCCUUGUAUGCUGGCUGACCAGCCUCAGGAACCACAGGGCAGUUGAGCAUAGGCCACUUGGCUCCUUCAACCUAACUAGCUCGUUGGGCGCCAGCUUUGCUGGCCACCUCUCUGGCCUCCGAAUUCCUGAACCUGGACAUGGACCAAUGGUAAAGGCCGUGCGUGCCUCCGGGUCAGACCUACGUCCCAGGCAACCAACCAAUUCAUCAUUAAACUGGAGAGCAAAGAGCCUCUCCCUGCUGUCCAGGGAACUGACCCUCCGGACAGUCCCUCAAGAUUUAUCAGUGCGUGGUGUCCUAUUAACUAUUCCUGUAAACCAGGUGGCUCAGAACAAGUUUAUUUACUAACUGGGCCAACAUCAAGCCUCAAAUGUAUCUCACUAGAUCGAAGGCACUAGGGUGUCAGGCUCCCUGUGGAAGGUACAGAGGUUACCUGAGGCCCUUGGCUCAGGCCUUCUUUUCCAUCUUCAGCAGCAGGCAGCUGUUUAUCUUGCUGGUUCAGUGACUCUUCACAAUAAACAGGCCUUGUGUGGUGGCAUGGGGCCCUUCCAUGUCCCUGGAUGUGAUCACCAUCUUAAGGUCAGAUGAUGAGGCAAGAGAUUUUAUUUUGUUUGAGAUGGAACCUCCUCACAUGGCCUAGGUUGACCUGUAACCAGUGAUCCUCCUGUCUCAGCUCCCUGGGUGCUGAAACUCUAUAGGCUUGUCCCACCAAGCCCAGGUUGGUAUUUGGAAAUUCUCUGCAUGUGUGUUUGAGAUAGUCUCACUGUAAUGCCCAGGCUGACCUCAAACUCUCUGUAGGCCUCCAGCCACAGCCUCCUGAGUGCUGGGAUUAAAGAUGUGUGCCACCAACAGGCCAGGCUAAGACAUUAAAUACUUGUCAUUUUAAAGUUGGGAAGUGUGGGGCAGGAUUCAGUAUUGGAGGCAGAACUCUGUCAGUUGGAGGUCAGACUGGCUUCUGUAGACCAGACUGCCCUUGAACUCAGAUCCACCUGCCUCUGCCUCCCAAGUGCUGGGAUUAAAGACGUGUGCCACCAACACCCAGCUCCUCUUUUUGUUUUUUUGUUUUUGUUUUGUUUUGUCAUUGUUGUUUUGAGGGUUUUUUUUUUUCUUGGCAAGAAGUCAUACAGCCCAUGUCCUCUCCUGCCUAUGCCUUCUGAAUGCUGGGAGCACAGGUGUGUGCCACCACCUCUAUACCUACAAAUUUGCCAGGUGGCCCCUGCUGUGGUAACCACGCAUCUCUCCUUCCUUGGGCUAAGAUGGGCAAAGACUGGGGAGAAGGUGUCUUUCCAUACGAUUCCAGCUGUUUCGAGCCUCCACAGAGUCUUUCUGUAAUCUUAUCCUACCUUUUCCUUCCUCCCUACUUGCGUUUUUUCCUUACCGCUGCCCCUGGUUAAACUUAGCAGAGGCUCAGAUAACCUCACCACCCUCACCACUAGCCUAACUGACCUAGUGAUGGACAGAGCUGGGAUGUGUGCUAGAUUUGUCUGACUGGAAACAUCCAUGGGAGUGGUGAUGUGAUGAUUUAAACUAAAGCCAACUCUCACGGACUAUGUUAAUAAGUGAAACUGGAAGAGAGAGCCUCAAACAUCAGUCAGUAAAUUCCCUUCCCCACUGUUCCCACAGGGAUGGCUGAACAAACCCUCACUCAAACUUAGGCCUGAUAGCAGACAAGUCAGUCACUUCCUUGAGUGGGACCAGGAGCUCAGCACACGGUCUCCCGGCUCUUGUCCUGCAGUUGGCUCCAGCUCAUUCAUAAGACUUUUUGUUGUUGGUUUGUUUGGGGUUUGUUUUAGUUUGGUUGGGUUUUUUUUUUUGAGGGGUGCUUUUUCAAGACAAGGUUUUUUUUUGUGUAGCCCUGGGUGUCCCAGAGCUCUCUCUGUAGACCAGGCUGGCCUGAAACUCAGAGAUUUGAGUGCCUCUGCCUCCCCGAGUGCUGGGAUCAAAGGUGUGCACCACCAUUGCCCAGCCAGAAGACUGCCUUAAUUGUUGAACAGUUGGUGUUUUUCAUAGCUGUCUUGGUGCAAACCUGUAAUCCCAGAAGGUGGAGGAUUAGGAGUUCAAGGUCUUUCUUGGCUACAUAGCAAGCCUCAGCCUGUUUUACAUGAGACCUAGUCUGAUAAAACAGUUUAAAAAUAAACAAAAUCAGUGUC
This is a messenger RNA of Mesocricetus auratus (golden hamster), 4871 nucleotides long. It is a transcript of the gene Znf446, whose product is annotated as zinc finger protein 446. The transcript has 6 exons. Lineage: Eukaryota; Metazoa; Chordata; Mammalia; Rodentia; Cricetidae. The coding region runs from base 999 to 2288 and encodes 429 amino acids. Gene Ontology annotation, biological process: regulation of DNA-templated transcription. The record is from RefSeq and is a predicted model, not a curated record.